Molecule: messenger RNA, 1963 nt
Organism: Cryptomeria japonica (Japanese cedar)
Lineage: Eukaryota; Viridiplantae; Streptophyta; Pinopsida; Cupressales; Cupressaceae
Exons: 4
Coding region: 489-1736 (415 amino acids)
Source: RefSeq, a predicted model, not a curated record
AAAACAUUGACGAGUUAGUCACUCACCUGUUACACAAAUUCAUAGGUUUCAAUCUGAGGCGUACUAAAAAUCGUAAACUGUUAAAAGGUCAAUAAUAAAAAAAUGUAUAAACAAAACGCGAUUAACUGCUACCGCUUUAACCAUGGGAGUGUAAGGGCGAGGGUUUCACGACAAUGAAGAGUGCUUAUUGCUGUUGAUGAGAGCUCCAGCGGACGUCGAGAAGAAAAUAUUGGGAGAAAAAGAAGCGGGCAUGGUGAUGAAAAGCCUCCUAGAGGUCAUUGAUUACUGCUAGCGCAAGCGCGUUUUACAUUGACACCUCAAGCUAGUCAAUAUUUGAGGAGUUCUACAUCGAAGGUUACACUUUUGGAUGAUCUGUUGCUCACAAUAUCGUAUUUAGCCAAGGAUUUAAUUUGUUGAGUGAUCUGCAGAACCUAAGGUUAAAGCCAAAUUUGAUAACCUUUCUCAGCAUUCUUUCUUCCUGCGCUGAAAUGGAAGCUUUGGAACAGUGCAUACCUAAUAUGGGUAGAUCAAGCUUUAACACAAUCAGUGGAGAAGACAAUUCAGAACUUAUCCCUGGACUUUGUAAUGAUAUAACACUGGAUCCAAUCAUGACCAGAUUGCCAUGGUACACCAGAUCCAAAAUGGUCACUCUUAGUCGAGCAUGGAGAAAGGCUCUCAGAGGAGGAAAUCAUUAUCCCUAUCAUUCAAAAGAAGAUGCAAUGAGAAAUUCUAUUAUCCUAUGUAAUUAUGAUCCGUUUGGAGGAAACGGUUUGGUUCUAAAGAUCUUUCAACAGGGCAUUGUUAGUCCUCUCCCCCCUCCAAAAACCAUUCCUCACUCCUGCUGCUUCAAGUUUUGUCUUACUGAUGAGCGCAUAUACUAUCUAAUCUGUGAUAAUCAAGGAAAGAAGAUUUGUCAUGUGGAAAUGCUUGAUUUGACAAAUGGGUUAUUGGAGUGGCAGAGCCUCCCUCCAUUGACAUUGGAUGAGAGAAAAUUUACAUAUAUCUAUGCCACCACUGGCCCUGAUGGAAACUCCACCUGCAUGUUCAUGCAUUACCACAUACCUCAUCCCACUAAAUUCUUGAGAGUACCUUUCCAGGAGCAGAUAAGAUACUAUCUUUCAAUAAAAGGAAAAAAUUGCUCUGUUUGGCAGCUUCCACAUGGAGGAGAAGUCCAAUGGCACAAGACUUCUUCUGAUUUUCUUACGACUCUGCAGGACAAGCAAGAUAAUGAAACUCAGCCUCCUCUCUUCCUUGAUAUAUCUGAUCAGUGCACCCUUCGGAGAAUUCUGUACAAGAGAUUUCCUGCAUGUGACUAUUCCUGGGAAAAGUUCGAGCAAUUUGCUAUGUCUGGUUGUGGUCCAAAAUAUUUGUUGGUAUUCAGAGAUGAUUACAGUGCAGAUUCUUUAAGCGGAUUACAUUGUUUCCUCCAUUGUGGAAAUGAAGUGAACUUGUUCAAGUUAUGUCCUCAACGAAGUACGGUAAUUAGAAAAGAAAGCGAGUGGAACUCAUUCAAACUUUUUUGGGCCAGUUGUCGUUAUGCUGCAGAAGAGUAUGAUUUAACUAAGUAUAAUUUAACUGCUCUACAAUUUUCAGCAGAUUUGUCUCAACAAUUUGAAGGUUGGACAUCUCGGUUCACUCUGCCUUUCACAGUUAGAGGUGGUGUGAGGUACUCGUGUUUCAACGUGUCACAGCAAGGAUACAUGCAUAUUUAUGUAAGAGUAGCAGUUUUUGGGUGAAAGAUGUUAUUUGAUUUUUUUUUUCUUGAAGAUUUUAUGCGAAUCUAGAUUUGUUUAGUAAUAGAUAGGAGGCUGAAGCCAAAGGCCGAGAAGUCUUUAUUCUAAGAAGUCUUGACAUUUGAAAUUUUUGCGAAAACAAUGUCAUUUUUUUAUCUUUAAUUAUAAAAACUAAUGUAUAACAAUAUGUAUAUUCUAAUGAUAAUAUGAUUUUUCAUUAUUUAUUGAUA